Messenger RNA from Solanum tuberosum (potato), 1956 nucleotides. Its product is annotated as probable beta-1,3-galactosyltransferase 2. The record is from RefSeq and is a predicted model, not a curated record. The transcript has 11 exons. Gene Ontology annotation, molecular function: galactosyltransferase activity. Gene Ontology annotation, cellular component: Golgi membrane. NCBI's taxonomy places the organism in Eukaryota, Viridiplantae, Streptophyta, Magnoliopsida, Solanales, Solanaceae. The coding region runs from base 372 to 1598 and encodes 408 amino acids.
UUACAGUUACAAAAAUUUACCUGUUAUCUCACCGACAAUGUCAUCUCUCUCUUGAGAGAAAAGAGAAACAGGUGUCCACCAUUAAAAGAAUAAUAAGAAAUUAGUACUAACUUAGAUGGAUUCUUGAACAAAGUGCUGUAUUGUGGGUCUUGUUUUCUUCAAUUCCACAUAUUCAACAGUUUCUUCUUCUAUUUCACUGACCUGGGGAGCUUCUCCCAUGUGAAAAUAGAAACCCCUUUUGUUAAAAAAGAAAUCUUUUUUUUUUAAAUCUUGAAAUUGCUACUGUUUUGGGGGUUCUUUGGUUUUUUGGGGUUGUUGAGUUGGGAAUUGAAAUGGGUAUUGUUUGAAUUAGCUGUUAAUUGGUUUAAGCAAUGAAGAGCACAAUGAAAAGUAGAGGAGGAGGUGAAUCAGCUGGAAAAGGUGUUUUUUCUAGGAAAUUGACUGUUCUUCUAUGUAUUGGAUGCUUCUGUGUUGGGAUGCUCUUCACUGACAGGAUGUGGACAGUGCCAGAAGCUAAAGGCAUAACAAGGACAACACAGAUUGAUGAUCAAAAGCUAGGGGUAGUUUCUGAGGACUGUGAUCCUACCAAUAAGGAUGUGAAAAGCGAAUCCAAGGACAUUUUCGGUGAAGUUACGAAAACACACCAUGCUAUACAAACCUUGGAUAAAACAAUUUCAAACCUAGAGAUGGAACUAGCUGCAGCAAGGGCGUUGCAAGAUUCUAUACUGAGUGGUUCUCCAAUAACAGAAGACAUAAAGAUCCCCGAAUUGGCCAAGAAGAGAAAAUAUCGAAUGGUCAUAGGGAUAAACACUGCCUUCAACAGCCGAAAGAGAAGAGACUCAGUUCGUGCUACUUGGAUGCCACAAGGUGAUAAGCGAAAGAAGCUAGAGGAAGAAAAGGGCAUUGUAAUUCGUUUUGUAAUAGGUCACAGUGCAACAUCAGGUGGCAUUCUCGACAGAGCAAUUGAAGCAGAAGACAAGAAGCAUGGAGAUUUCUUGAGGCUGGAACAUGUUGAGGGAUAUCUCGAAUUAUCUGCCAAGACAAAGACAUAUUUUACUACUGCUGUUGCUCUGUGGGAUGCUGAUUUCUAUAUUAAAGUUGAUGAUGAUGUACAUGUAAAUAUAGGUGCACUGGGAGCAACUCUAGCUAGGCAUCAUUCGAAACCUCGGGUAUAUAUUGGUUGCAUGAAAUCUGGUCCCGUCCUUGCUCAGAAGGGAGUGAGAUAUCAUGAGCCUGAGCAUUGGAAAUUUGGUGAGGACGGAAACAGAUAUUUUCGACAUGCAACAGGGCAGUUAUAUGCCAUUUCAAAAGAUUUAGCUACUUAUAUAUCUUUAAAUCAGCAUGUUCUACACAAGUAUGUUAAUGAGGAUGUCUCGUUGGGGUCAUGGCUCAUUGGAUUGGAUGUGGAACAUAUAGAUGAUAGAAGAUUGUGUUGUGGAACUCCGCCAGAUUGUGAGUGGAAAGCUCAAGCAGGCAACAUUUGUGUUGCUUCCUUUGAUUGGAGCUGCAGCGGGAUAUGCAGGUCCGUAGAUAGGAUUAAGGAGGUUCAUCGACGUUGUGGGGAAGGCGAGAAUGCUUUGUGGAAUGCAUCCUUUUGACAAAAUGCGUCAUUUCUCCAAUCUCUGGAGCUCCAAAAAUGAUUACACGAACACUCAAAAAAACAAGAUGUAUCCGAGAAUUCUCGGAAACAUCAGAUAUGAUAAAAUAUAAACUGUAUCAAUGGGAGAGGGAAGAGAGGUUGCCACUGUAUCUGCUCCAAAUAUUAUUAGCUAAGGAGAGGGAUAAUAUUGUAGCAACCAAUAUGUGAAUCAAAAUGUGUAAAGAGUCAUUCUUUUUAGAUGCUUAGAAUAUAAUAAUUUGUUAGUCUUGUGAGAGGAAACUAACAAGUGUACACUUCACCGAUUUGUUUGUUGCUUUUAUAUGAAGUAGUGAAAUGAAAUUUCCCUUUUGUUACUU